AGCAACCCACUUUAUCGUUUGAUAUAAAAACCGUUAACAAUGUUAACGAUCAAGAUUCAAAAUUAUUACAUAGCACAGAAACCGUUAAUAAUAUCUCGCAGGAGCAAAAAAGUAUUACAAAUUCUACCGAAAAUUUAACCUUAGUAAGUGACUUCGUACAAGGUUUAUUACAAGAAUUUACCUCACAUAAUAAUCAAUGUUGGGAAUCUGUAGAGAUACCCAAUCCCACAUCCGUAUCAGAAAGUCUUCAGAAGCUUGCACAUUUAUUUCAUAAAGCAAGUAUCGCAAGAAAAAAUUCGAUCAAUACAAAAAGAGAAGAGAUUUUAUCCUGGGGUCGCUACUCUGAAAGAUAUGAAGAUAAGGCUAUAGAACUUAGAUCUGAGAAUAAAAAUCUUACGGAUAAAUCUGCAAGAAACAGGAUUUAUAAUGAAAUGAAGCCAUAUCUUUCAGGCAUUUCUGAUGGAUAUUUACGUGUAAUGACUUGUAAAGCAAGAAAAAUCAAUAAGUUAUUUGGAUAUGAAUAUGAUCCU
Diversispora eburnea is the source of this 530-nucleotide messenger RNA. NCBI's taxonomy places the organism in Eukaryota, Fungi, Glomeromycota, Glomeromycetes, Diversisporales, Diversisporaceae. The record is from the annotation of a GenBank genome assembly.